Molecule: messenger RNA, 1932 nt
Organism: Metarhizium brunneum ARSEF 3297
Lineage: Eukaryota; Fungi; Ascomycota; Sordariomycetes; Hypocreales; Clavicipitaceae
Gene: ENP2
Product: Ribosome biogenesis protein ENP2
Biological process (GO): maturation of SSU-rRNA from tricistronic rRNA transcript (SSU-rRNA, 5.8S rRNA, LSU-rRNA)
Cellular component (GO): nucleus; small-subunit processome; nucleolus
Molecular function (GO): protein binding
Source: RefSeq, a predicted model, not a curated record
AUGAAGCUCUCCAAUCCCGGGACCGUCCCUGUCUACACAAUCUCGGGUGCAUCUACUGCCCGACCGCUCCCAGACUGGCUUGCUCGCAGACGGAAGCGAAGUUUGAAAAAUGACCCGGAAUAUCAGAACCGCGUUGAACUCCUCCAGGAUUUCGAAUUCGAAGAAGCUAGCAACUGCAUUCGGGUGAGCGAAGAUGGAGAAUGGGCAAUGAGCACCGGCACCUACAAACCGCAGAUACACGUUCAUAACCUCCCACAGCUUUCUUUGUCCUUUACCCGCCAUACAAAUUCUCUGAAUCAUUCAUUUAUUCUCCUUUCCUCUGACUACUCUAAAUCGUUACAUCUCCAAACUGAUCGAAGACUCGAAUUCCACACGCCAAUGGGGUGCCAUUACGAGGUCCGACUCCCAAGAUACGGGCGUGGUGUGCUUUACGAUUGCCAUGCUACGGAAGCUUUAGUUCCUGCGGUCGGUUUGGACUCAGAAGGGAAAGGCGAAGUCUUCCGGAUGAAUUUGGAGCAGGGGCGUUUCAUGAAGUCAUACCAAAUCGAGGUUGGCGGUGACGACGAAUUGACUGGAGGCGGGUUGCAGGGUGGUAUUGGCGUUGGAAGUGUCAAUGUCGCCGCAAAUGCAGAAAACACGCACAAUCUUAUGGCAUUUGGGACGUCUAUAGGCACUGUUGAAUUCUGGGACCCACGGACGAAAUCCCGAGUCGCAUUGCUAGCUGGGCACGACGGCGAGAUCACGGCAUUAGAUUUUAGCUCGUCGGGAUUGUCUCUCGCCACCGGUUCUUCAACCGGCAUGGUUCAACUCUUCGAUUUGCGCCGUCCGGUGGCUCUACUCAAGAAGGAUCACGGAUAUGGCUUUCCAGUUAAGAAACUCUUUCACAUGACGAAUUCGUCACAGGAGAAGAAAAUCAUGUCAGCCGAUAAGCGCAUUAUUAAGCUUUGGGAUGAGGCAACUGGCGAGCCUUGGACGUCAGUCGAGCCUGUCGUGGAUAUCAAUGAUGUGGCAUGGUGCAAAAAUACCGGCAUGCUCCUCACUGCUAACGAGGGCAAGCAACAACACGCAUUCUUCAUCCCUCAGCUUGGUCCAGCACCGAAAUGGUGCGUAUUCCUCGACAGCAUGGUGGAAGAAAUGGCAGAGGAGGUACAUACCGAGACAUACGACAACUACAAGUUCUUGACUCUGCCAGAAUUGAAACAGUUGAGUCUAGCUCAUUUGAUCGGCAAGACGAACCUCCUGCGGCCAUAUAUGCACGGAUAUUUUGUCGCUUCCAAGCUUUAUGAGCAAGCUAAGUUGAUUGUCAACCCCUACGCCUGGGAAGAAGAGAGAAUGAAACGCGUCAAGGACAAAGUCGAGAAGGAGCGUGCCAGUAGAAUCCGGGGCACCAAGAAGGUCAAGGUCAACCAGAAAUUGGUUGACAAGAUUCUCAAGAAGCAGGAGAACAGAGAAAAGGUCGACACUAAUGCCGGUAUUUUGGGAGACGACCGUUUCGCAGCGGUCUUCGAGGAUGAAGAGUUCGUGGUGGACGAGACUAGCAAGACAUUCCAGUUGCUCAACCCCAGUGCACAAAUUGAGCAGCCUGUGGAUCCUAAGGCUCCAACCCGUUACCAAGCCAAGGACUCUGAUGACGAAUCUGGAAGCGAAGACGAGAUACGUAAUUCGAGCAAAUCCGGGAAUGACAUAACGAUGAGGGUAUCAUCUACGCAAAACGAAGGUCAGCCUUUGAGAGACACCGCCCUAGGGUCGCGGAUACAGAAAUCAGGACGGGUCACCAAGGCACGGCAGGGCGAUAUCGGCGGCGAGCGUCAGGUUACAUUUAUUCCUGAAUCGAAAAAGAAGAAGCUACAAGAACAAGACCAGCCAUCCCCUCGACAACAGCAAAGAGGCGAGCGGAGGAGUGCCAGCUCCAACACAUUCAGGAGAAUGUGA